Molecule: messenger RNA, 1188 nt
Organism: Trichomycterus rosablanca
Lineage: Eukaryota; Metazoa; Chordata; Actinopteri; Siluriformes; Trichomycteridae
Gene: gna12a
Product: guanine nucleotide binding protein (G protein) alpha 12a
Exons: 4
Coding region: 1-1140 (379 amino acids)
Biological process (GO): adenylate cyclase-modulating G protein-coupled receptor signaling pathway; Rho protein signal transduction
Cellular component (GO): heterotrimeric G-protein complex; brush border membrane
Molecular function (GO): guanyl nucleotide binding; GTPase activity; D5 dopamine receptor binding
Source: RefSeq, a predicted model, not a curated record
AUGGCUGGAGUGGUGCGCACCCUGAGCCGGUGUUUGCUCCCCGCUGAGACCGGACAGGACCGGAAUAACGGAAAAGAUGGAGUGAAUCAGGAGCGCGAGGCCAAGCGGCGAAGUCGCGAGAUUGAUGCCAUGCUGGCGCGUGAGAGACGCUCUGUCCGCCGCUUAGUGAAAAUCCUGCUGCUGGGAGCUGGAGAGAGUGGCAAAUCCACUUUCCUGAAACAGAUGAGGAUUAUUCACGGACAACAGUUCGAUCAGAAAGCGCUGUUGGAUUUUAGAGACACUAUUUUUGAGAAUAUUAUUAAGGGAAUGAGGGUGUUGGUGGAUGCUCGGGACAAGCUAGGGGUGCCCUGGCGAAACCUGGAAAACGAGAAGCACGGCAUGUUUGUGAUGUCAUUCGAGAACAAAGCAGGCAUGCCCGUAGAGCCCUGCACCUUCCAGCUGUACGUGCCCGCUUUGCAGACACUCUGGGGCGACUCGGGCAUCCAGGAGGCAUAUGGUCGUAGGAGUGAAUUCCAGCUGAGUGAAUCAGUCAAGUAUUUCCUGGAUAACUUAGAUCGGAUUGGUCAACUGAAUUAUGUCCCGAGUCGUCAGGAUAUCCUCCUAGCCCGGAAAGCCACCAAGGGCAUUGUGGAGCAUGACUUCAUCAUCAAAAAAAUCCCCUUUAAGAUGGUAGACGUGGGUGGACAGCGUUCACAGAGACAGAAAUGGUUCCAGUGCUUCGACGGCAUCACUUCCAUUCUCUUCAUGGUCUCAUCCAGCGAGUACGACCAGGUGCUGAUGGAGGACCGGCGUACCAACCGCCUGGUGGAGUCGAUGAACAUCUUCGAGACGAUCAUCAACAACAAGCUCUUCUCUAAUGUCUCCAUCAUCCUCUUUCUUAACAAGAUGGACUUGCUGGUGGAGAAGUUGUUUAAGGUGAGCAUCAGCAAGCACUUUCCUGAUUUCCCCGGGAACCCUAAGCGGCUCGAGGACGUGCAGAGCUUCCUGGUGCACUGCUUCAAUCGCAAGCGUCGCAACCGAAGCAAACCGCUCUUCCACCACUUUACCACAGCUAUCGAUACGGAAAAUAUCCGCUUUGUCUUCCACGCAGUCAAGGACACUAUUUUGCAGGAGAACUUGAAAGACAUUAUGCUGCAGUGACAAGUCCAACAUGCAGCUCAUAUUAAGGAUAUGUACCACUGUAGUUCU